AAGGAGCUUUGGGGCAGCCUGCUAUAAAAACGCCUCUCCCCAGAGUAGAUGGGCCAGAGGAGUAAAGCUAGUCAUUCAGAUUGGAACCUAUCAGAUCCUCACUUGUUCUUGACGGAGUAUUUCAACAGAUCGUUUCGUGUUGCGUUAUAAUACAGACGGGACCAUGAUGAUCCCAAGCGUCCUUGCGCCUAAUGCGAUGUACCCAGGCCUUUACCGCCCCUCCGCCUCCUUGCCGCUCCAACGGUCUCUGCAGAACGCGUUUCCAACCCACUCCAGCUUUCUUGUGGAGGACCUGCUGCGGAUAAGCAGGCCGGCGGAGUACCACUUCAGCCGGACGCUCCCUUCAGCAAGCGUCUCCCCGGCGACAACCACCACGACCAUGUCCUUCAGUGCCAUGCCACAGGAGCGCAUCGUCUCUCCAACUGCCUCGACGCGUGAAUCACGCUCUCCGAAAACGUCACAACCGAGUAGUAAAGACCCAACUUAUCUUAAAUUUGGAGUCAGCGCAAUCCUUGCACCAUCACCAAAGACCGCAUCGUUGCCCCCCGCCAUCCACCACAGUAUGCACCCCAAGGCCUUCUCUCUCCCCUACUUCGACGGAUCCUUUCACCCCGCCUUCUUCAGGUCUACAUAUUUCCCAGCGUCUUCAUCGGUCGUGCCCAUCCCCGGGACCUUCUCUUGGCCACUGGCCAACAGAGGAAAGCCGAGGAGAGGGAUGCUCAGACGGGCAGUGUUCUCUGACGUGCAGCGCAAAGCUCUGGAGAAGAUGUUCCAGAAACAGAAAUACAUCAGCAAACCAGACAGAAAGAAGCUGGCCUCAAAGCUCGGUCUCAAAGACUCACAGGUUAAAAUCUGGUUCCAGAACCGCAGAAUGAAGUGGAGGAACUCUAAAGAGAGGGAGCUCCUGUCUUCAGGAGGUUGUCGCGAGCAGACCCUGCCCACCAAAACGAACCCACACCCAGACCUCAGCGACGUGGGCAAGAAGUCCUCCGCGGAGGAGGACGAGAUGGAAGAGGACCCAUUCGGCGUUAGAGGCGUGCCUGGCCUUUGCCAUUCCCCCGCAGCGGGGCACGAGCUGUCCAACAGCGGCGGAUCGAACCUCUCGUCGCCAUCUCUCUGCAGCAAACACUCGGAAUUCUCAGAAUCGGAUGAAGAAGAGAUCACAGUUUCUUAAUUGAUUUAUAAAAACUCAAAGAUAUGUUUAUAAAAUGGUUAUCCACAGGUUAACUGUACCUAUGUGACCAUGUUUGCAAGAGGCUGUAUCCCUUAAUUUAGACUCAACUACUAAAAAGAAAUGUAUUUAUUUCAUAUUCCACAAUAUUUUCAAACAAUGAACUUCUGUCAAAUCAAUUUAGGCUACAUCUGUGAUUAUUUAUUUUAAAAAUAACUGCAGGGUUUAUUUUAUAGAAAGGGCCGGCUCUAGCCUUUUGGGGGGCCAAAGGGAGAUUUUGUUGAGGGACCCCCACCAAGAGGGAUUUUUUUUUUUGUGGCCCCCCCUCUUGACAGCAGCGUUUUAAAGUACAUUUCCUUCAAUUCUACACAUUUUGACAUGUGGCGAAUGGGAAAUGUUGCAGUUAUAAAGAAAGUUUUCAGCAGGUCUACACACUUUGCCAUGGGGUGGACAGAAAAUGUGGCAAUUUUAUAACACGUUUCAUGCAAUUCUACUCAUUUUGCGAUGGAGUUGUAAGACAUUUUUGCAGUUUUAAAGCAAUUUUUCUGCAGUUCUACCAAUUUUGCCAUGGUGUGGAGAGAAAAUGUUGACAUUUUAUAAUAAUGUCAUUAAAUUCUACUCAUUUUGCCAUGACUUGUCAUGUUAAUGAUAGCUGAGUGAGAGUGAUUAAUGGGGCCCUGGCCCCGGUCGGAAUUCGGCCAUGAUUUUCUACAAGUUUAGAUGACUGGCUAGACUAACUUACCAACCUAAAAAUUGUUUGCAGGAAUGGCUAAUUGAGUGACUGUCAGUGACUGACAAAACAAGAGAAAAGCUGCUGAUGCACAACCAAAUUUCAAACUUGCACCUUGUGUAUUCUACUAUUCUAACUCUCAACAGUAAGUUGAGAACCUGACUGAGUUCAAAAAAUAUAUAUAUAGUGGGUCCUAAGCGACCGCUUAUAUCGCUUAUGCCUGGAGCCGUCCCUGUUUAUAGAUUAUACUUAGAAAUGAUUUGCUGUUUUGCACAGCUCUUUCAAUUGUACAGUAUUUUGUACAACUAUUUGUAAGGAUAUUUUAUGCCAAGAAAAUGGAGUUACCUGGACUACUUACAGUUUUUAUUGAAAAGUGUAGACAUUUCGUGCAUAAUUUAUACGGAUUUGUUAAUUAAAUGUAUUGUGUGUGUGUGUGUGUGUGUGUAUAUAUGUGUUAAUAUUUCACUACGUUUGUUAUUUCAAUGUAUUGUGUGUAUAUGUGUUAAUAUUUCAAUAUGUUUUGUACAAAUACCAAAUAAAAUGUAACAGUUACAUG
Salmo salar (Atlantic salmon) is the source of this 2457-nucleotide messenger RNA. RefSeq names its product homeobox protein DBX1-B. The record is from RefSeq and is a predicted model, not a curated record. Lineage: Eukaryota; Metazoa; Chordata; Actinopteri; Salmoniformes; Salmonidae. Gene Ontology annotation, molecular function: DNA-binding transcription factor activity, RNA polymerase II-specific; DNA binding. Gene Ontology annotation, biological process: regulation of transcription by RNA polymerase II; cell differentiation in spinal cord.